AUGAAACGAUGGAGACUCCAAACUUUGUUUCGGUUGCUUCUGUGCAUCAUCGUUUUGCCAACCUGUUGGUGUGCAAACGGGAAAUAUGCUCAGCAGCUCCUGAAAGAUUUAUUCAUCAACUACACAAGUGCACUGAGGCCUGUGGAGGACACCAACAACAUCCUGAAUGUGACCCUGCAGGUUACGCUGUCGCAAAUUAUCGACAUGGAUGAGCGAAACCAAAUUUUGACAGCAUAUUUAUGGAUACGACAAGUGUGGGUUGAUGCACACCUCAAAUGGAAUAAAGAUGAUUACGAUGGACUCGAUACCAUCCGUAUACCUAGUAGUUAUGUAUGGAGACCUGAUAUAGUCCUAUAUAACAAUGCAGACAAUCAUUUCACUGGCCCCAUGGACACCAAUGUGGUGAUCCGACACAAUGGGGAGAUCAUGUGGGAUUCCCCCGCUAUCACCAAGAGCUCUUGCAAAGUGGACGUGUCUUUCUUCCCCUUCGACGCUCAGCAGUGCAGGUUCACGUACGGCUCCUGGACCUACAACGGGAACCAGCUGGACAUCCUGAACGCCAUGGAGAGCGCGGACCUGGCUGACCUGGUGGUCAACGUGGAAUGGGAGGUGGAGGGCAUGCCGGCCAAGAAGAACGUUAUCCAGUACGGCUGCUGCGCUGAGCCUUACCCGGACGUGACCUACAUACUGAAACUGAAAAGAAGAGCUGCCUUUUACGUUUUCAACUUGCUAAUACCGUGCGUUAUGAUCUCUUUCCUGGCUCCACUGGGCUUCUACCUGCCGGCUGACUCUGGAGAGAAGGUGUCUUUGGGGGUCACCAUGAUGCUGGCCCUCACUGUCUUCCAGCUGCUGGUUGCAGAGAUCAUGCCGCCAUCUGAUAACGUACCUCUUAUUGGAAAAUAUUACAUUGCAACCAUGACCAUGAUCACGGCCUCCACCGCCCUGACCAUCUUCAUCAUGAACAUCCACCACUGUGGCCCCGAUGCAAAGCCUGUUCCCAAGUGGGCCAAGACAGUCAUUAUGCAGUACAUGGCCAGAAUGUUCUUUGUUUAUGAAGUCGGAGAGAACUGCAUGUCUCCACAACCAGAGAAGCAGGAGCUUCCUCUGGCGACAAACACCGACUGCACCAUGAACGGUCAGGCAGGAGCAGGCCGAGAGGACUGUGGCUUAAAAAUGGAGCGAGCACAAGAGACAGAGAACGCAGAGGAGAGGGAGGACAUCGACCAGAUGAUGAGUCCCAUAGGCUCAAUGGGGAAGAACCCAACAAACCACUACGGUGCUUGGAAAAACGGGUUUUUUAUGAGCAUGGACUGCGCAGAUGCGGAGGGUCCGAGGAGAAGCAGGAAACCAGGUGUUAGCGACGGAGAGAGAAAUGAUAGAGAGACGUCCGGCAGCAGCCAAAGCAAUGAGAGGCAGCUGCUGCGUAACAUUGAGUACAUAGCCAACUGCUACAGGGACCAGAGAGCCACGCAGAAACGGACUGGGGAGUGGAAGAAGGUGGCCAAAGUUUUAGAUCGCUUCUUCAUGUGGAUGUUUUUCAUUAUGGUGUUUUUCAUGAGCCUGCUCAUUAUGGGAAAAGCCAUCUAA
Messenger RNA from Limanda limanda (common dab), 1587 nucleotides. RefSeq names its product cholinergic receptor, nicotinic, alpha 10a (gene chrna10a). Gene Ontology annotation, biological process: chemical synaptic transmission; monoatomic ion transmembrane transport; nervous system process. NCBI's taxonomy places the organism in Eukaryota, Metazoa, Chordata, Actinopteri, Pleuronectiformes, Pleuronectidae. Gene Ontology annotation, cellular component: postsynaptic membrane; synapse; neuron projection. The record is from RefSeq and is a predicted model, not a curated record. Gene Ontology annotation, molecular function: transmembrane signaling receptor activity; acetylcholine-gated monoatomic cation-selective channel activity. Bases 1 to 1587 code for a protein of 528 amino acids. The transcript is spliced from 5 exons.